Messenger RNA from Cryphonectria parasitica EP155, 4146 nucleotides. RefSeq lists its product as uncharacterized. The transcript has 3 exons. Bases 1 to 4146 code for a protein of 1381 amino acids. The record is from RefSeq and is a predicted model, not a curated record. Lineage: Eukaryota; Fungi; Ascomycota; Sordariomycetes; Diaporthales; Cryphonectriaceae.
AUGGCCGCCUGGGACCUCCAUCAUCGUGGCGCGGACUCGCUGCCUCAAGCCUUGGGUCGACAGUUUCGCUACGUUGACGAGGUCGAUAUUGGCAACUUGUUCAUCCAGUCCAACAUACUCGACAUGAAACCAGACACAGAUGCCAUGUUGUCGCCCGUCCGAGAAGAAAAGGCUGGCAUUGCUUGGGAUGCACCACUUGCCAUACAUGUCCACAUCGACUUUCACGACCCAGCCGUCAAAUCCGUCUACAACAGAACCUAUUACAGCUCGCAGUCAUUCACCCCUACGGAUCGAAUAUGUCGAGGCCUGCUGCGGAGGAUUCAGCACUGCAGCGAAGAGCUGAUCACCCGCAGGGACCCAAACGCCCUCAACCCUACACAGUGCCUUCAUAGAGGACCGAGGUCACCACGCUUCGAGCUGACCUUCACCAUUCAACGGCUGGGACACUCUGGCACCUGGGCUAAGAGGGUGUUCCAGUCUUACCAGAAGCAUGCUCUCACCAGCGCCUCAGCUAUGGACGUGGCGCGCUCGACUCAUAGCAUUAUCGCCCUGUUUCUGAGACGCCACGACGAGGGGUUUCAAUGGCCAGACGAGCCUGCUCACGACGAGUAUUCUCCUCCUCCUAGAAAACCAGAAACCUUCAGGCCUUCCCCCACAGGUCCACUUGAUCUCAGGUGCAUCCCGCGAGGACUCUUCAUGGAGCGCUCACAGACAUGGGAGCUCCCGCCCGGCUACUCGGUGGAGCUCACCCUCGAGAGCAACAACCCAGCACGGCACCAACCCGAGAUCGCACGAAGGUUGAAGGUGGAUAGCAUGCAGCCCUCACCCCUCAACCUCGGCCUGAGCGAGGAUCUGCUGUGGCAGGCGUAUCAAUCCGUUCAGGGUGUUUUCGACCAGAAGAAGAGCGCUUUCGACGUCCAACAUGUGAACUGCGACAGAUUCGACAGCCUCCAGGACAGUGGCUGUCAGCACUUUGACGAGAAUGCCCUAGACGUCGAGCUUCGUGUGUUCAACAACCUUGGACCCAUGUAUGAGCAUCUGCAUCGCGGUAUCAAGAGCCGACUGAGACUGUUCACAUGUCCAGACGGCCAGGACUGUGAUGAGUUCGUCAGCAAGAUCUCGGACUGCUUUGCACAGUCCAGAGACAGGACCGACAAGCUGGUGGACAAGCUCCCUGAUGUCGACUUCCGGAUCGCCGAGCUGAUAGGUCAUGGCUGGCAUGCGAAGAACUGCGCCCGUUUCACCGUCGAUGGUACGCAGAGGCACAGUCGGCACAGUAUCGAGGCUCUGCUGGAUCGUUUACGCACGGGAGUGAGAGACGUUCUUCGAGGGCAUGAUGUUGCGGUUCGAAUGGUCGCAUAUACACGCGGCCAUCUCGUCGUGGACAAAGCACUCAUCGCUCGUGAUCACAAGCAGACACCCGUGCCGGAGAGCCUCACCUUGGAGCAGGACCAGCAGCACGUGCUGAUUGCGAGGCUGAAAACACGCAUCCAACGAGACAUGGACGUGAUCUGCAAGGACACGUGCGAUCUCGACAAUAUGUCCAACGGGCCGUAUACACCGGAACAGCCACCUCGCCACACGCGCCCUCGCUACUCGCCGGAAGUUUCCCUCAGGAAGUCUUCGAGAGUCUUUCCGCUUGUACCUGCUAGAUACAAGGAGAAAGAACAAUGUGGUGAGCGUGCCACGGCUGUUGUCGUCACGAGUCAGGAUCCAGCUGCCAAUGAUCGGCAGAAUUUCGACAGUCGGGAGCAGGCUCGUCGUGGCAUCGUGAAGUUAGGGUCGGCGAUCCACUUGAGGUUACCGACUAUCAUACAUGAGGCUGGCGCGCACCACGACGACGACGAAGUCUCUGGCCGCCAUGUAGUUGGUGGUCUGAAGCCUGCUGCUGAGGUCUAUUCAGUGUCAGCGAGGUCGGAUUGUGAUACAGACUCGAACUCGACACACUCUUCCAUGCCAGCGCUCACCGAAAGUGACACGUCCUCGCCAGGCCAGAGCAUGCUCAUUACACCAAAUAUUGGGCGAGGCUCUCCACCCAUUCUCGCUCAUGGGAUUAUCCCCUUCAGAAGCGGCUCGAACGCUUCUCAGCUCUCUGCACCGUGGAUGGUGGUGGAAACCUCGGCCCCGAGUAGCACAACUUUCCCGGAGGUCGAGCGCUUCACGGAAGUGAAACCUGCUGUGCCUCGAUCCGACGAGAUUCCGAGCACCCGACCUGUGACACCCAGCGGUGCCACGGCGAAGAACUCGGCUCCGGUGGACACCCCAAGAGCGCUCAUGUCGCCGAGCGGAGACGAAGAGACUCCUCUUGCUCACCGCCAGAUGAUGCGGCGGGGACCCACCGAGUCCGAGCUCCCUCAAGGCCCUGCGGCCCCACGCGAGCUUAGCUCCCCAGAACUCACUCCGCCUUCUCCUCGGGUAUUGGUUGCACCACUGGGACCCAGUUCAGGCGAGCAUGAGGGUGUCGCGCCCGACUGCCCGAAGCCAGUGACAGCAGGACAAGUCGGGGCCAAUAGUGUAGUGAGACCGCCUCCACAAGACCUCCCUGCUGAAGGCUGGCUGCUCCAUUGCGUAGAGGCUACGGACGAUCUUGGCGAUGAGGAGGAGGAGGAGGAGAAGGAGGAGACGCACAAGAGCCAUGAAGAAGACAUCAUGAUUGGCGCAAGUGUUACCGCUGCUACUGAUGUCGACCCAUUGGCGGCGGCGACCUUAAACAAGCCGAUGAUGACGGAGCAAGAGUCGCUGGACGAAGCCACUAGGCAUAAGCUGUCACUGUUCAACUUUGCUUUUCCUACGCAAGACAAAGACCGUGAAACCAAAAAUCCUGCAACAUUUCAGCACUCGGGCCCGAUCGGGGACGGGGCCGUGUCCAUGGCGCCAGAUCAGCCCGUGGGGAUGUCCGAUGGGCCCGAGACUGAACAGGAGAUACCCUUCUCGGACGCGGGACUGGAUGCCCGGACAGAUUCGGAUACGAGCGAGAUCCUCACCUCCGAGAUUGGUGAACAUGCUGCCUUCGACUUUGGUUUUGAUAAGGUUGAACCACCUGUCUUGGACACCAGUGCUGCGCUACGUGGGCCGGCACGGGGAACAGACCCGGAGCCGCCGGACACCACAUGCACAUCCAGUGCAGCCCUCACCAAUGACCUUGCUCGAACGGAUAUCGUAGGCACCGAGGAGUCUUCCCAGGAGCCCGAAUUCGCAAACAUUCACGCGAGCCCGGUCCCGACAGAAGAUCGGAAGCCCGUGGAUGUAUCCAAAACUCGACUCUCGGCACCGACCGCCAGGAACGCCACAUCAGUAUCCAACCAAAACCCCUCCUACGCAACACAUGUCGGCAUGGGGAACAAUGUCCAGCAGCUCCUACCUCCGCUGCCUCUCUUCACCAGCCUUGCUGCUACCGCCAAUACCGCUGGCCAAAGCCCUAGCAGGGCCAGCUUUUCAUCUUCCUCCUCGUCAUGGGAGGACUACGUCUCUAACGGGCGACAGUCAACUGACUCUGUCGAUACAAUCACGCCCUCUCCUGCGGCCGACGACGCCAAUGAUGAUGGACUGCCCUCUGCCAAGCACCUUGGUGCCCCUACCGCGGGUCUUCUUGGCCUCCACGAGUCUCGAUGGGCGGAACUCGGUAUCCGCACCGCGCUGACGGGUACGCACGCCUUUGAUCUGCCGUCCACAACAACCGAGGUUGAUGUGGGUGCUGUGCCCGAAGAACACGAGCACAGCAUCAUCAUCAAGAACACCAAGUCUAAACAGGCAGCAGCAGCCGCAAAUACCUGUGCGCAAGGGGCCCGCGCAGAGGCAACCGAGAGUCCCUCCUCCUCAUCGCUGCGGAAGAUCAUCCUCGUGAAGCACAAAAAGAGUAGUAGCUCCAUGAUGCCCGCGACGAAGACACACAGGUCGAGCAAGAAGGAGGACAGGCAGCUGACGACGAUGAAGAAGACGAAAAAGAAGCAAGAGCAGAAACGGAAGGAGGAGCAACCCAAUAAGAGCAUGCCAGCGGCCGACGAUGGGGAUGUUGGAGAGAUUGCUGUGGCAGAUGGUGGUGAGGAGGAGGAGAUGGAAUUACGCCGGUGGUGGUGGAGGAGGAAGACUGCAUGGCUUCCUUGUAUGCUCAAAGUGUCAAAUUAUCACUACGAGAGUCUGGUCUGA